This is a messenger RNA of Dicrocoelium dendriticum, 2589 nucleotides long. The record is from the annotation of a GenBank genome assembly. NCBI's taxonomy places the organism in Eukaryota, Metazoa, Platyhelminthes, Trematoda, Plagiorchiida, Dicrocoeliidae.
AAGCAUCGAAAUAUGAAGGGUGGUCGUCCACUGUGAAAGCAGAACAGUGUUUUAAUUAUGUCCCUGGGCAUGGGAAGAUUCUUGGUCCCCUGGGAGUGGUAACAGUGCGAAGCUAUUAUGUCUAUGGAUGAUGGUGCGUGUGAAAAACAUAUUGUCGUUGCUGAGGAGGAACUUCUUGAACUACCUCUGCCCACAUACAGCUGUGAGUUCUGUGGCUUGAAUGUGAAGACGAGAGCCAACUUGCGUGCACAUCAUGUCAAAACCCACAGGAUCCUUAAGGUACUCACCCGCAUCCACCCUAAUUGGACUUCUCCGUUCUACCACAGAGUGACUCGGAUGUUGCAUUUUAUACGAAACAACGAUGCCAAUUCACUUACGUUUACCAUUGUCCCGUGGUGCCUUGCAGGCACAACAUCGGUGGUGGUGCGGGCUUCAGCACCUCUUCUCGGCUGAAACAGGUUCGUUUUUUAGUUUACUUCAUACACAUUAAUUUUGACUGAUUUCAGCAUUAUCAGAAUGUGCACAUGCACAAGUCUUACAAAUGCGACAAGUGUGGUUGCCUGUUUUCCACUCCAUCCAAUCACGCUUACCAUAUGCGCUUUUGUGGCAAACUGUUUGUCUGCCCCGUCUGUCCGCGGAGUUACUCCUUCAAAAAACACCUAGAUCAGCACUUUCGUCGGAGUGGUCAUCAACCUGUUGACAGACCGUAUAAGCGUCUAAAAAGAGCUUCACAACCACCGGAUCAACGUCAGUCGUGUGUUGAAAUCCGACCGAACGAUCUACCUAAACUUGUGUCCUCAUUUUCCACAUCAUUCACUUCCCGCGAGGGCGGUGUUUCCGCAAUUAGCGAUCCAACCACUGUGAUGGCUCCGGCAGCAGCCCUAUCAUCCCCGUCGGUUAUACUUCCGGUGCUUAUAUUUCCAUUUCCUAUGUACUGCUCGGGCGAAUCGGCUCAACUUGGUUAUCCCGUGUCCGCUACCGAUCAAGCUUGUUUGACAGGAAACUUGCUUCUGACUCAGUUUGGUUAUUUUGCUUCAUCUGAUCCGUCGUGCUCGUCAGGAACGGAGAGCAUCAUCACCACGCAAUUAUCGAAAGAGCUUGUCAAAUUGGAACAGCAACCAGUAGAAACCACAAAUCCAUGUAUCUCACUUGAAGUUUCUCAGUAUGACUUCGCGUGCCAGUUCGACAAUUCAUUUCCGUCAUCCGAAACAGGAACGCAAACCGAGGCUGCUUCUUUUAGUCAAGAACUUACACCUUUGGAAGCAUCUGCUCCUUCUGUGUCGGUCAAUACCUGCACAGAUGAAGAUGAUAUCAGUGCUUUUAUUGGCAGUCUAUUUUGUGACGCCAGUGUGGAGACUAGAUAUCCUCGUCCUCAUCUGGUUCAUGAGUUCACAGAUACCGGAUUGGAUGUGUUGGAACCAGCCAGCAUCGAAGUGGCCACCACAGAUGAGCUUUCUCUGCCGGUGCAGUACCUCGUCGGAGACAAUUUACUCGACAUUCCUGGAGACGGCUUUAUAUCUUCGAAUGAAAACGGGGUCGUGCCCUGCAUCACCGACAACCUCUGCGAUAGGGCAUUGUCCGAAGGGACUGCACUUCACCCCAAUGCGCAUGCUGAAGUGCAGACCGACUUAAAAUCGAAAUCCCACGCGGCAGCUGCCACUCACGAUACGCCAUUUUACUGGAACUCGGAUACUGAUCUUCGACGAUCUAUCUUGAUAACGCCUCCACUUCUCUCUGAUGGGCCGAUACACGUUCCGACAACCGCUGGUUCGCAGCUCCAUCAGCGCGUCGAACGUAGCUUGACCACAUCGUCGCUCUCGCGACACGCCUACAAGCUGGAUCCUUAUGCCGCUCCUCUUGAUUUGACAUCGCAACCGCUUGACUCGUCGUGCACUUCUAACGCGGAAUACUGCACUUUCGGUGCAGACUACCGUCCGUAUCUCUUCUCACCUGGCAUAUCUCCUGGCGCAUUGUCCUCGCAUUCGGUUGGUUUACAAUCCACUCCGUGGCCUCCAGCUCCGCUGUGCUCAUCCAUUGCCUCACAAACGCUCACGGACGAUUGGGAAUCAUGGUUGAACAGCGUUCACACCCAAACAAACACUUCUCCCUUAUCUCUGACGGAUAUGUGUAUCGGUGCGAAUGACGAAUUUCUCCCCGAGCCGUUUGAACAAUCCGCGAACAUGAACGACGUAGCUUCCCUUAUCAACCAGUUUUGAUCGGCACACAUUGCUUCGACUUGGCAACAAUGACUCAGUCCCCUACUAAUCUCCGUAUCCAUGCACAACAUUUGGUCCAUUUAUCUUUGAACAUGCCCAGCUAGUAAACAUAUCAGUCCUCUACCCUCGUUUUUAUGAUUACUUAUUUUCUUACUUCCAAUACUCCCCUUCUAGGAUACCAGUGUGUACGAUUAACUACGUAUACAUACGAUGCGCUUUCACACACCCACGUAUAUCUGUUUUGGGAUUGUCUUUCAUACUGCCUCGGCUCUCAACAAACUUGUAUGCCUCUUUUUUCUUCGAUUUUUGGUUAGUGAUGUUAAGAGUUUAUCGUCCGUUACUUCCGGAGGAAAUACAUACGGUUGCGUUAUCA